CAAUGAAACGCUUGAGGAGAAAUGUCCAAUCCUACUGUCAAUCAUUACGAGAAAUUGGUUUGAUGGGAAGUUUGAAUGGCGUGACAGGCAUUGUCUCGAUUUCUAUGCGAUACGGUAACCCAAUCCCACUCUCAUUCAUCAUGAUUCCUUCACUUUUCUUCAUCAAAACCGACGUAAGGAAAAUGAAAAAUGAGUUCGCCAUCGUUUAUCAGAGAACGAAUUUUGGAGCUGCUAGUUUGGAGUAAUAUCAGGAAUGGAGAGUGAUGGGCAUGCAUGCAGAACAUGCUCUAUUAGCUGUGUAGCUCGCCACCCUUCUUCGCUUUUCAACUCGAAUGGGUUAUCUUUUUUUAAGGUUAUGACGGGCGAUUUUACUUCUUUUUUGGAAAUCCCAUGGAAGUUUGCAGACAGAAUGCAGAAUGGGCUCUGUAGAGAUGCCCUUCUCAUCGGACUAAAUGGCCGCUUGUGGCCGACAAAAAUUUGUGUAAACAAUGGUCUUGCAAAUUUCAGAAAUGGGUGGGAAAGUUUUGUUUCUGAUAACUGUCUGAAUGGUGGAGAUAUUGUUGUUUUCAGACAUGUCACUCAUACUGAUUUUGUCGUGCAAAUUUUUAGAGCCAAUGGCUAUGAAAAACAGUGUGCUAAAUUGGAAAUUCCUUCGGGGGUUUGCAAUAAUGGGGGGAAAUCAUUUGCUUGUCUCGAAAUUAUUCAUACUGAGGAGGAGAAUAAUGAGGCCACUAGGAUUAUAACUGCCAGAGAGGAAAAAGACACAGAGCUAGAGCUGGCAUGCAAUCUUGCAGCGGUGAAAAAUCUGGCAGAGCCCGCUCUUGUACCUGAAAUGGAACACAAAGUUUCUCGGUUACAGUCCCCUUGCUCAGCAAAGAAAAGUAAGCUGAUUAAAGUUCAGAAAACACAAAAUACCUUAUGCACGGCAAGAAAAAGUAAGCUGAAGAAUGUUCAAGCAACACAAAAUGAAAUUAGCUCCAAAAGUUUUGUUGCAGAGGUUAUGAAUCUGGUCAGAACAGAAAAUCCGAAGUUUGGGAAGUUCAUGGCAGAAAGUUCAGUUAAGGAUAGAUGCAGACUUAGCAUCCCAAGAAAUUUUGGUAGACAGUGGUUACAGAAACAACAUGAUGUAGUACUGAAUAGCCAUGAACUUUCUAACACAUGGGUGGCGAAUAUACAAUCCCAGUCUCACUUUUAUGGGUUAUCAUCAGGAUGGCGAGAUUUCGUUGAGGCACAUAAUCUGAAGGAAAAUGAUGCUUGUGUUUUUGAGUUGGUAGACAAGAAGCAUAGCAUUUUCAAGGUGCAUGUAUUUAAGUGUAAGGAAUUCCAAAGGCAAAAGUUGCUGAAAAUGUGAACUGCGAAGACAACAAAACUCAUUCUGUGGCAAAGCAUUUUUUGGAGACUGUCAUCACAUAGAUUGUGUUUUAUAAUUUAUUAAUAGUUUCUGAUAGCGAGAGGACUGUUUUUCACA
This is a messenger RNA of Cryptomeria japonica (Japanese cedar), 1468 nucleotides long. Its product is annotated as B3 domain-containing protein LOC_Os12g40080. The record is from RefSeq and is a predicted model, not a curated record. The coding region runs from base 254 to 1351 and encodes 365 amino acids. Lineage: Eukaryota; Viridiplantae; Streptophyta; Pinopsida; Cupressales; Cupressaceae. The transcript has 4 exons. Gene Ontology annotation, molecular function: DNA binding.